Molecule: messenger RNA, 1378 nt
Organism: Megachile rotundata (alfalfa leafcutting bee)
Lineage: Eukaryota; Metazoa; Arthropoda; Insecta; Hymenoptera; Megachilidae
Product: low molecular weight phosphotyrosine protein phosphatase
Biological process (GO): protein dephosphorylation
Cellular component (GO): cytoplasm
Molecular function (GO): non-membrane spanning protein tyrosine phosphatase activity; acid phosphatase activity
Source: RefSeq, a predicted model, not a curated record
UUUAGGAAUAAUUACUGAAUUUACAAUUAUUUAAAUACUGUAUAUGUGGAAAAUAAAUAUUUAUUUUCAAUUCUUUGGGAAGCUGUCAUUACCAGUUGUGAAAACAGCUCAAUCAUUUCACAAUUGAUGUUUUGAAAAUUGGUAACAUAUUUUUCUUUUGAACUUUAUUUUUGUUAGCACCAAAUUGCAAUUUAUUAUCAUUAUUUGUAAUAUAUUAUCUGCACUGAAUAUCUUACAAGCUUAAACAGAUUCAUAAAAUUUAGCACUGCAGAACAAUUAAAUCAAAUUCAAUUAUAUUGUGACUGAAAAACAUUUUACUUGUAUCAAUGAGCCACUACAGUUGCUUAGUUUACUAAAAUAAAAUCAAUUCUGAGUUUUAGUUUUUGUACUUAUCAUUUUACAACUCAUAGUGGUUCAUAUACUACAGUAAAUUUUACGAAAUCAAUAAAGCAUGUACUUAUGUAAGAUAUCGAUUACGAAGAAAACAGUUCCGGAAUUCUGUACAAUCUCUUGAAACAUAUGACGCAAAAAUGCGUUGCAUAAGUGGUCUAUUUCGUACUUUGUCGUAUUAGUUUAUUGCUGUUAAUUUUGUAAAACAACUAUGCUAUAGAAGAUAUGUAUACAUAUAAAUAUUUUGUUCUACAAGGUUUUUUUACAUAACCUUAAAGAAUACUGUAAAGUACUGGUACUUUAAAUAAAGAAAUAUAAUUGUUCAUUGUUUCAAAGAUAAUAGUUAACAAUAUGCCUCAAAAAAAGAAAGUAUUAAUGGUAUGUUUAGGAAAUAGUUGUCGUUCUCCAAUAGCAGAAGCAGUAUUUAAUGUUCAGCUAGAAAAAUUAAAUCUUCGUGAUUUUUGGGAAGUAGAUAGUGCUGCUCUUUUAGAGUAUCAUGUAGGUAAUGACCCAGAACCUAGAGCUAUGUCUGUACUUAAAAAGAGAGGCAUUACACAUUAUACUCACAAAGCAAGACAGAUUAAGAAAGACGACUUUUACAAAUUUGAUUGGAUACUUGGAAUGGAUAGUGCAAUUACUUAUGAUCUAUGUCAGAUGCAACCAGAAGGUAGUCAAGUAAAAAUCGAACUCCUUGGAAAGUAUGAUCCAAAUGGAGAAUUGAAUAUACGAGACCCGUUAUUUGAUCAUAACAGUGCUGGCUUUGAAAAAGCGUUUGAACAAGCUACAAGAAGUAUACAAUCAUUUUUAAAACAUCACACAGGUAUAUUUUUGUACCAUGAUGUUUGUCACAAAUUUUUUUUGAGUGAUAUAUUAAUCACAACGUAAAUUUUCUUUAUAGAUAUUGCAACUGAAGAAUCAGAUUAAUUGUGAUUAAUUAAUAUGUUAUAGUUCAAAUGAAAGUUAUUUAUCAAAAAUAAAAUAAAUGUGA